Molecule: messenger RNA, 1507 nt
Organism: Asterias rubens (European starfish)
Lineage: Eukaryota; Metazoa; Echinodermata; Asteroidea; Forcipulatida; Asteriidae
Product: branched-chain-amino-acid aminotransferase-like protein 2
Exons: 2
Coding region: 392-1321 (309 amino acids)
Source: RefSeq, a predicted model, not a curated record
CUUUGUAUUCAGUGUUCCUACACCUUUUAGUCUGCGUAUUCGUUCUGUGGCUUCGUGUCUGACCUUGGAGCAAGAUUAGCUAUUGUUCCAUCCAACAUAACGGUACACCACUACAACACUUUGCAUUUACGUACUGUUAAACCACCUUUAUAAGUUUGGUUUGUAAUCAGUUUGAAGAAGCCACUGUUUUCUGCAAUCAUCUCGAGACUGCUCUCAAAAGGAAGAAGGAGAAAAAACUUUUGGACUGACGGACAAUGAGAAUCUGAGUAAACACAGCUAGUUGAAUAGGAACAUCAUCAGCCUCAGGUCAAGAAACUGGGUGUUAAUACACACCAAAUCAAAGUCAUUCUCUGGGUGAGUCCUCGAAGCAUCUCUUCAGCUUUAUUGAAGUAUGGCCGACCAAAUCAAAGUCAAAAUGAUUGAUAAUUCCGACCAAAUCAAAGUCAUUCUCUGGACGAGUCCUCGAAGCAUCUCUUCAGCUUUAUUGAAGUGUAUGGACAAAGUUCCAGAUUCUAAGAUGCUGUUUGAGAUGUACAGCACGGCAAGAUUCUUUGGCCCAAACAAAAUGAUUGAUAUUUCCCCUUUACCUGGUGUGAUCACUGAUAAGACCCCGGAAGAAAUUCUGAAGGAUCCCGGGUGUGGUUUCGACAGUUCAAUCUGUACUUAUAAAUGGCUAAAACACCACAUGGAGACAGGAUACCCUGAUAAGAAGAUUAUUUUUGCCAAAGAAAUGUCUUAUUGUGCCGAUGGGAAAUUUGAGUAUCUUCCAGAUUCUGGCUAUCGCCAUGCCUUUCUCAUACGUAACCCAGCCAGGGUCUUUCCAUCUUGGAAGAAACUAAUAGUUGAAAUGGUGAAUCGUAAAGGUAAUACCAAUAUGUCACUAGAUGAAGUGGACCUUGACAAAAUGCCCUCGGAGAUAUUUCCAGAAGGAGGUGGUUUUAAAGAAACCUAUGAUUUAUAUUCCUACGUAAAAGAGAAAGGUUUAGACCCAGACCCAGUUAUCUUAGAUGCAGAUGAUCUUGUAAAUAAUCCAGCAACCAUGCUGUCUGGUUUCUGUAAGACAUUAGGGAUUCCAUACAGUGAUGAGUUACUUAACUGGGAUGCUGGGGUUGACUUUGUUAAGGACUGGACAGUCAGUGAACCACUGCACAAUAUCAUUCAAUUUAGUCAAAGCUUUAAGAAUUUCCGAAGUGGCACUUGUUUCUUGAAGCCUCAGGUCCAAAGCCAAGAGUCUAAACCAGAAGUGUCAGCUGACAUACAGCGCCUGAUUGAUUUGUCAAUGCCAUACUUCACAAAGAUGUAUGACAAAAGAAUUAAAUGAAAAAAUAGCAUCAGCUCUUGCAAACUAAUGCAAACCAAAAGGACCAUGGUGAAUGCAAAAUAAUUAGUUAAUGGCUUGACGUUUUUGACCCUAGAAAAGCCUCUGCUAGGAGCCAGAAAAGCUCUACUAGGGUUAAGAAAGACUCUGCUAGGGUCAAGAAAGACUCUGCUAGGGUCAAGAAAGACU